UUUCUGUCAGUCCCCUUUGGCAAGCUUCUCUACCAUGAGUAGGCAUGGGAACCAGUUAAAGAAAGUGUCGAUUCACUCGAGUAAACGCCGAGAACUCUGGCUUUUGUCUGCGCUGAAUGUGUCCGGAAAGGCAAAAAAGAGCGAGAUUCUGCUCUGGGGUUUCUCAUCCCCAUGGCGGUGUGGUAGGUGCUGACAGCCUCAGAGAGUGAACUAGAAGGGCACAGAGAAAAGAGCACGAGAUGAGUCCGCUGCAGUCGUGGUGAAGAUGAAAAGGUCCCAGGGUUUGGGUCUGUAACUAAGAUUCUAACUGAAAAUUAAGGAAAAAGGAAAACACAAAAAUUAGCAAUUCACCUGGAACUUUGAACUGAUAUAAAACUCCCUUGGAUGUGCUAAAGGACGAAGAAAGAAUGAGCUAUUACGGAAGUAGUUACCGAAUUGUAAAUGUGAAUUCCAAAUAUCCAGGCUAUCCCCCAGAGCAUGCUAUGGCUGAGAAGAGAAGGGCAAGAAGGCGCCUGCUCCAUAAAGAUGGCAGUUGCAACGUGUACUUUAAACACAUUUUUGGAGAAUGGGGGAGCUACAUGGUUGACAUUUUUACCACUCUUGUGGAUACCAAGUGGCGUCACAUGUUCGUGAUAUUUUCUCUGUCUUAUAUUCUCUCCUGGUUGGUAUUUGGCUCCAUAUUUUGGCUCAUAGCCUUUCAUCAUGGAGACCUGUUAAAUGAUCCAGACAUCACGCCUUGUGUUGACAACGUGCAUUCGUUCACCGCAGCAUUUCUUUUCUCGCUCGAGACCCAGACCACAAUAGGGUACGGUUACCGGUGUGUCACAGAAGAAUGCUCUGUGGCCGUGCUGACGGUCAUCCUUCAGUCCAUCUUAAGUUGCAUCAUAAACACCUUCAUCAUUGGAGCAGCCUUGGCAAAAAUGGCCACCGCCCGGAAGAGAGCCCAGACCAUCCGCUUCAGCUAUUUUGCACUCAUUGGUAUGAGAGACGGGAAGCUUUGCCUCAUGUGGCGCAUAGGUGAUUUCCGACCAAACCACGUGGUAGAGGGUACAGUGAGAGCCCAGCUUCUCCGAUACUCAGAAGACAGUGAAGGGCGGAUGACUAUGACCUUUAAAGAUCUCAAACUCGUCAAUGACCAGAUCAUUCUGGUAACCCCAGUUACCAUCGUCCAUGAAAUUGACCACGAGAGUCCUCUGUAUGCCCUUGAUCGCAAAGCAGUGGCCAAAGAUAAUUUCGAGAUUUUAGUGACUUUUAUCUAUACUGGGGAUUCCACUGGGACAUCCCAUCAGUCUAGAAGUUCCUACGUCCCCAGAGAAAUUCUCUGGGGCCAUCGGUUUAAUGAUGUAUUGGAAGUGAAGAGAAAGUACUACAAAGUGAACUGCUUGCAGUUUGAAGGAAGUGUGGAAGUCUAUGCCCCCUUUUGCAGUGCCAAACAACUGGACUGGAAAGAUCAACAACUCACCAACUUGGAGAAAACAUCCCCUGCCCGAGGAUCCUGCACCUCUGAUAGCAAUGUCAGGAGGCGGUCCUUCAGUGCUGUUGCCAUUGUGAGCAACUGCGAGAACCUUGAGGAGACCGGCACCUCCCCACCAGAUGAGUGUAAGGAAGUCCCUUACCAAAAAGCUCUCCUGACUUUAAAUAGAAUCUCCAUGGAAUCCCAGAUGUAGCCCUCCUCCUUCAGCCCCUUCCCCAAAGGCACAACAUUGUUAGUGUGAUUUUUAACAAAAUGUUACACCUGUCCUUUGCAGCAGCAAUAGAAAGCACAGCAGGUUAAACCUGGUAAGUGAUCAUCUAAAAAUACCACAGCUUUCCAGCAUUAAAAUUUGGCACUGGUAGCAAAUUUUGUAUUGGGAAAACUAUUAAGAAGCUUAAUUGAUUACACUUAAUCUCAUUAUGGCACACCCUUGUAUCCUCUCUUGAAUGUGAAAUAUUUAGGAGUGGGAGAAAAGAGGCUGCUGGAAUAGAUAAAGAUAGAGACAGGUGAGCUAAAUAUUUACAUUGAUAAAAUAAUUAUGGAACGAGAUCUUAUAAUAAUAUCUCAUAACCUAAGCAAAACAAAUAAGACAUAUCUCAGCACAGAAACGCGAGACAUGGAAGUAAAAUGAAGUGUGGUUUGAGGUCCCGUAUUUGCCUGUCAUGGUGUCUUGGUAGCAGCAGACAGAUGUGGCUCUAAGAAAUUGACAGUGACAUCAAGUCACAGACUCCUUUUAGUGAGACUUGCCUAAAGUGUUAUCAGUGAAUGCUAGAAGCUAACCAUGUGACAGAGGAAGCAGAGGCAUCAUUAUUUGGAGAACUAUUUCUCUCUUAAAUACCUUGGUUCAACCAGACGAAUGGGGAACAGAAGUGAGGGAGUGGCCCUUCCCUGUGCUCCCCAGAGAAGUCCUCUGUGUUCAUACACCUACUGUUCUCAAGCAUUUGGGUGGGAUCCCAGAGAUGGGUGCAGCAGUGAGAGGCAGCUGAGAUCUGAGAAUAAAUGCUGUUCACUGCUGAUCCUGAGAGGCUACAUGUAGGCUGAGAGGAAUUAAAAGAGCUAGAAUCUUCUCUAAAGGCAGUGAGGUCUUGCGUAUGGUGACUUGGCUACAAGCAUGAUCCAUUUUGUGAAAUAGAGCAAUGAAGUUAAUUUGAAUGUGUAUUAGAGGGAUAAACUGAAUAAUUUAGGAAAUGCUUAAAUUUUAGGACAAAAAUAAAUGCACGUUCUGUUAUCGUGUUAAAGGAUUAAGUUAAUUCCUGACUCCUUUUAGCAUGAACCCAGUCUCAGAUACUACUGUAAGCUUUAUAAACUGAAGAAUUAUUAGCUAUGGCUUGGCAUGAUUUGUGUAUUUUUUCCACUGUUUCUGAGCUAGGAAUGAGUAUAUGAUACAGCUGCUGUUUAAUUUAAACACACAUACAUUUUCCUUUUUUUCCAGCGAUCUCUCUUUUUCUACACAUACACACACACACACACACACACACACACACACACACACACACCACAGUUACUCAGAUUUGAUCUCAUAAGUAGAAUGAACUGAAUCACACAGUCAAAGAUUACCAACUGCAGCGAAACAAAGAGGUAUUGAAGGACUCUCCUUUCUUUUGUAAUUUUCCUUUUUUCUCCCUCUUCCAUUUUUCUUUGCUUCUUCCUGUAAUGUAGGAUCAAUACAGAAUACCAUGUACUUUGCAAAUGCACAUGUAUAAGUAAAUCUUUCAACCCUGAUAUCUUAUAAGAAAUCUGCUCAAGGGGCAAGUUAAAAACUGCCCUGAAACUUAAUAUCUGUGACCAAAGUCACGUUUAACCUGCGCUGCUUAGGAAUGGAAAAUCCAUUAGCUAAAUCAAACAAUAUACUCAUGUGUUACACACACACACACACACACACAGACAGAGAGAGAGAGAGAGAGACAGAGAGAGAGACAGAGAGAGACAGAGAGAGAGAAAGAGAGAGAGAGACAGAGAGAGAGAGAUACACACACUUGGAGACAGAGAGACAGACACAGAGAAUUAGGCUUUUUAAAAUAGCAAUGGCUUCUCUAAAUUAGAAUAUUUACCAUUUCCAAGCCUAGAAAUCAUAACCACCAUAACAAUGCCUUCCCCACCAGUUUGAAUUUGUUUCUCUAGAAGGCAGGUACAUUCCAUUGCACUGUAUUUCCUUUGCUCUGUCUUCCCAUGAUGCCUGCCAUUGAAACGGGGGUGGGGGGUGGGGAUCAUUGAUGUUUGAUUAAAUCUAUUCUGUUGCACUAUGUGUUCACACACAGGAUGGAAUGAAUGGUUGGCAUUCCCACGUCCCGUGCAUCUCUAAUCGCCUGUGCAGAUGUAUAGCAUGCUUAAACAUCCCCCAAUGGCUUACUUAACAAUAAAGGUCUUAGAGUGAUGCAAAACAAUGUGUAUUUCCCUCUGAUUCCUGUAGCAUCAACUGUAUGGCUUGAAAACAAGAAUCUUGUUUCAUACAGUUCAUGA
Molecule: messenger RNA, 3934 nt
Organism: Microtus oregoni (creeping vole)
Lineage: Eukaryota; Metazoa; Chordata; Mammalia; Rodentia; Cricetidae
Gene: Kcnj16
Product: potassium inwardly rectifying channel subfamily J member 16
Exons: 2
Coding region: 408-1667 (419 amino acids)
Biological process (GO): regulation of monoatomic ion transmembrane transport; potassium ion import across plasma membrane
Cellular component (GO): plasma membrane
Molecular function (GO): inward rectifier potassium channel activity
Source: RefSeq, a predicted model, not a curated record